UAGAGUGAGCUGGGCCAAGGUGGGGUGGGGGACAGGGGUGGCCUGAUGUGUGGGAGCCACAUGGCCUGGGCACAACCCUGUGGGUGCACGUGAGUGGUCACUGAUCACAAUAAUGCCCGUGUGCACUGGGUCCUGGCUCUGGCAGGGGCUUCCUGUAGCUCUCCCUGCAAAGGGUGACAAUGUCCAGAAUAGGCCGGGGUCCCCCUCCCAGGGCUAGGGCUCCUGUUGAAGCCUCAUCCUUGAGGAAGGGGUGACCCAGACAGUGGCCCGUCCAGAUGCCCACCAGCCCAAAGCUCCACAGGGUAAAUAAUUGAAGGGCAGGUCACACGAACCUGCCCGCGUCACAGGAUGCCAUCCCCUGGGUCUGGUUACACCCCAGAUCGCCUUCUGACAUCCCCAGCUGGUGAAUAAUUAAGCUGCUGCCUCCUCCUCCCCUCUGGCCCUCCAGCUUCCAUCACAGCUUCCUCCUCUGCCUGCCGAGCAGUGGGCACCAGAGGGCAUUGAACCCCAGUGUCCCUUAUCCUACCAGUGCCACCUGCCUCCUCCUCCUCAGUGUCGGGGUGCAGCCCACUUCAUGGCCCCCGAGAUGGACCAGUUCUACAGGUCAACCAUGGCCAUCUACAAGAGCAUCAUGGAGCAGUUCAACCCCGCACUGGAGAACCUGGUCUACCUGGGGAACAACUACCUGCGGGCCUUCCAUGCCCUCUCUGAGGCUGCCGAGGUCUACUUUACUGCCAUUCAGAAGAUAGGGGAGCAGGCCCUGCAGAGCUCCACCUCGCAAAUCCUGGGGGAGAUCUUGGUGCAAAUGUCAGACACCCAGCGGCACUUGAACUCUGACCUGGAGGUGGUGGUGCAGAUAUUCCACGGAGACCUGCUGCAGCACAUGGAGAAGAACACCAAGCUGGACAUGCAGUUCAUCAAAGACAGCCGCCAGCACUACGAGAUGGAGUACCGCCACCGAGCAGCCAACCUGGACAAGUGCAUGUCUGAGCUGUGGCGCAUGGAGCGCAAGAGGGACAAGAACGCCCGGGAAAUGAAGGAGAGCGUGAAUCGGCUGCAUGCUCAGAUGCAAGCCUUUGUGUCCGAGAGCCAGCGCGCUGCUGAACUGGAAGAGAAGCGGCGCUACCGCUUCCUGGCUGAGAAGCACCUGCUGCUCUCCAACACUUUCCUGCAGUUUUUUGGCCGGGCCCGGGGUGUGCUCCAGAACCGCGUGGUGCUGUGGAAGGAGCAGUCGGAAGCCAGCCGCGCCCCGUCGCGCGCCCACUCCCCGGGGCUGCUGGGCCCCGCGCUGGGGCCGCCCUACCCCUCGGGCCGCCUGACGCCCACCCGCCUAGACAUGCCCCAGCGGCCCCUGGGAGAGUUCGGCUCCCCCCGCAGCCGGCACGGCUCCGGCUCCUACGGCCCCGAGCCCAGCGAGGCCAGGUCGGCGUCCCAGCUGGAGCCCGACCGCCGGUCCCUGCCCCGGACGCCGUCCGCCACCUCCCUGUACACCGGCGCCCAGCGCUUUCGCUCCAACUCGUUCGGCGAGCGCCCGGGCGGGGGCGGCGGGGGCGCCCGGAGGGUGCGAGCGCUCGUGUCCCACUCGGAGGGCGCCAACCACACGCUGCUGCGCUUCUCGGCCGGAGACGUCGUGGAGGUGCUGGUGCCCCAGGCCCAGAACGGCUGGCUCUAUGGCAAGCUGGAGGGCUCCAACUCGAGUGGCUGGUUCCCUGAAGCCUAUGUGAAGCCUUUGGAGGAAGCGGCCGUCAACCCCAUGACCCCCUUGAGCCCCAUGACUUCCAUCAACCCCAUGAACCCCUUGAACCCACCAACUUCUGUGAACCCUAUGAGCCCAGUGAAUGAGCUUACAUCCAGGUCCUAUCCUCUCCGGGGAAGCCACAGCCUUAACGACCUCCUGGACAGACCAGGCAACUCCACAGCACCCUCACCCUCUGAGUACUGGGAUGGCCAGUCCCGCUCUCGGACCCCCAGCCGGGUCCCAAGUCGUGCCUCCAGCCCUGCACCCCCACCCCCACCUCUGCCCUUGCCUGACAGCCGCAGAAACAGCAUGGGCAGCAUGGGGGCGGCCAGCGACAUCAAGAAGUUCAUGUCCUGGGAGCAGAACCCCCCUGAGCUCUUUCCUAAGGGCACAAAUCCCUUCGCAACCGUGAAGCUGCGGCCCACCGUCACCAAUGACCGCUCUGCACCCCUCAUUCGCUGAGACACCCCAUCUCCAUCGGGGUCAGAGGCCAUCUGCAGUGGCAGCAACAGCAGCUCCAGGAAUCUGGGGUCCUGUACUAGGGGAGAGGAGCGGCUGUCUUUCCCAAACUGGCCCCUGCCACCAGCCUGAGCAGCUCCAAAGGCACUGGCCUGGGCCCCGGGGCCUUCAGAAUAAAGCAGGGGAACUGGGGGACAGAACCAUUUCCUCCCUCUCAGGGGUCCCAGGACUCUCCUUGAGGGGCCCACCUCCAGCCUCCCAACUUCUUCCCUCCUCCCCUGCUCCAACUGGGGGGAGCCUACACACACUCCUCUGCCCGCCUCCUCAAGCCCAUGUUUAAUUUUUGUAACCAGUGAGAAAUAAAGCAAGUGGCCAGGGCAGCAGGA
Messenger RNA from Erinaceus europaeus (western European hedgehog), 2583 nucleotides. It is a transcript of the gene BAIAP2L2, whose product is annotated as BAR/IMD domain containing adaptor protein 2 like 2. Gene Ontology annotation, biological process: positive regulation of actin filament polymerization; actin crosslink formation; plasma membrane organization. The transcript is spliced from 14 exons. Lineage: Eukaryota; Metazoa; Chordata; Mammalia; Eulipotyphla; Erinaceidae. Gene Ontology annotation, cellular component: nucleoplasm; cytosol. The coding region runs from base 575 to 2200 and encodes 541 amino acids. Gene Ontology annotation, molecular function: protein binding. The record is from RefSeq and is a predicted model, not a curated record.